GGAGACAGGUAGCAGAGCAGCAUUGGACAACGCGUCUACACUCACUACUGUCUCUCUCUCUCUACAGCGAAGACAAACUCUACCAAUAUAAUGCUAUCUACUAUCUCCAUAUACACAUUCUGAUCCCACAAAAUGGAAGAGACCGUAACGUAUUUUCAGAGCCCAACUGAAGAUUCACUUUCUCUCUUAGCUGCCCACAACUCUCCUCGUUGCGCCCUUGAUUCGUCUCAGGUAUGGAUUAAGAUGGGCGACUUCGAUGAAAACUUCAAACAUGGCCAACAAGACGAGGGGUGGGAGAAGACGAAGAUGACUAGAAAAGCAAAGAGAAGCAGAUGUAUUUACUCACUGGAAAAGCCGAUUUUAACUGAAUGUGAUUCCUAUGCUUCCAACUCCAAGGAUCCAGAUGCUCAUCAUGCAUCAAGUGUAGUUAAAUCUCAUAACAACCACCAAAUACUCAACACGAAAACAAGGGAUCACUUGGAUUUAGAGGUUGUGAGCUUCUUGGACAAUAAGGAUGUAAUGGAAAUGGUGCUGGUGGAUGUGCAGAUGAGUGUUAACGCAACCCCUCAUGCUGAAAACGCCCCCACCCCGUUUGUUAGCCUAACAAGUGAAGCAUGCGGCAUAGCAGUCAUAGGAUACCCCUUGGAUGUUGGAGAGGUACGAGAUGAAAGUGUAGCGUGCAAGCUGUUUCGUGAUCGAGGGAGGCUUGUUUGGAGGACUUCUAAAAGGAGUCCCGUCUGCUAUGUCACGAGCUCCCCCUGUAAGAAUACCAGGGACGCGAUGCUCCCAGCUCUGCUCAGUAAAGAGAAAUCCCUUGUGAAGUUGCUCAAGAACUCAAACCAAGGGAAGAGAGCAUCCAACAAAACUUGUGUUCCAGUGCAGCUCAUUUUAAGAAAGAUAGUAGCAGCACUUGAUUAGGUACACUCUUAAGCCAGGAGAUGUAGUUUCGAUAGUUCAUUAGUUGCUACAUCUUUUGCUACUAGAGAGGAUUGUUUUAUUUUCCCUGGUUUUAGGAUUUUCUAAUCUUGUAGUUUGGCUUUUGUGAAGUUGUAGUUUUAGCAUAAGCCAAUUUCCUCUUAGUUCUGUAAAUCUCAAAUCUUCUAUUGCCUUGAAGUUGAGUUCCUUCUACUUUGAUGUUCA
Messenger RNA from Salvia miltiorrhiza (redroot sage), 1140 nucleotides. RefSeq lists its product as uncharacterized. The transcript has 4 exons. The coding region runs from base 133 to 918 and encodes 261 amino acids. The record is from RefSeq and is a predicted model, not a curated record. Lineage: Eukaryota; Viridiplantae; Streptophyta; Magnoliopsida; Lamiales; Lamiaceae.